UUCAUCAUCACCAACACUCGGAUAUCCACACCAACCACCUCAUCUCAACAGCGCAACCAUCCACAACACAAGAAAGAGCAGACGAGAUGGCCAAGGGGAAAGACAACCCUGCCCAGACGAUCUUCAACAUCGCCGAUUCGGAGGACGACUCAGUGGAUCUCUACAAGGUAUUACAGUUAAGCUCACGCGAGGCGACCGAAGCUGAGAUCCGAACCGCCUAUAGAAAACAAGCGCUCAGAUAUCAUCCCGAUAAGAUAUCUGCCUCAAAAUCCGAGGAAGAGAAGCUUCACGCACGCCAAAAGUUCGACCAAAUCGGAUUGGCUUACAAGAUUCUAAGCGACCCCAAAUCUCGAGAACGGUACGAUAAGACAGGGAAGACCGAUGAGAACGCGUUCCUGGACGGUCUUGAUGACGAGGCUAGUUGGUCGGCCUACUUCAAAGACCUUUGGUCGGGCGAAGUUAACGCUCAAACGAUCGAGGAAUUCGCGAAGAAAUAUCGAGGUUCGGAGGAAGAAUUGGAUGACCUACGCGAACAUUACCUGGAAUUCGAUGGCUCAUUACCGGAGAUUCUAUCGCAUACGAUGUGCGCAACCGACGACUGUGAACCCCGAUUGGUCAAGCGAAUCGAUAAGAUGAUCAAGGAUGGCGUUCUACCAACGAAUCCCAACUGGGAGAAGACCAAGAAGGACACCAAAGCUCGUGCCAAACGACGUAAGAUGGCUGAACAAGAAUCUAAGGAAGCUGAAGAAUUGGCUAAGGAAUUGGGGGUCCAUGAUAAGCUUUUUGGAAACAAUGAUUCCAAUGCAGGUUCCAAUUCUCAAGAAAGAAAGAAGAAAAACGGCAGCAAGAAACAAGAUGAUCAAUCGGCUUCAGAAGAUUCAUUAAAAGCGUUAAUCCGAGCUAAUGGAGCCAAGAAACACGAAGCUUUGAUCGCUAAAUUGGAAGCUAAGGCACUCUCUGAAUCAUCAACUAACAAGAAAAAAGGCAAAAAGCCCAGUCAAGUUAACUCUAAGAAGAGGAAAAGUUUAUCGGAAUUCGAUGCCGAAAAAGAUGGAGAGAUGGAAGGAGAUGAAGGAGCUUCUACAAGCGGUCCGACUGAAGACGAAUUCAACAAGAUUCAGGCCGGUUUAAUCGCUAAUAAAAAAUCUAAAAUUGACUCUAAUGAUCAUUCUAAUCAACUCAAAUCUUCUUCUUCUAAAGAUAAGAAAAAGAAAAAGAAGAACUAAAUUCCUAUUGUAACAUUGUGUACUCCCCAGAUUAUUCCUUUCCUAGUUUUUUUAGCAUAUUUCUUUUUAUAUGGAAGAUUUUUUUUUUUAUGAAAGUGAA
Molecule: messenger RNA, 1326 nt
Organism: Puccinia graminis f. sp. tritici CRL 75-36-700-3
Lineage: Eukaryota; Fungi; Basidiomycota; Pucciniomycetes; Pucciniales; Pucciniaceae
Exons: 2
Coding region: 87-1226 (379 amino acids)
Cellular component (GO): cytoplasm; nucleus
Molecular function (GO): heat shock protein binding
Source: RefSeq, a predicted model, not a curated record